UUCUUGUCACCGAUCUCUUCAGCUUUUAGGUAAAUCCGAGGAAGAGACCCGACCUGCCCGGCCCAGCUGUACAGCAGUGAAUAUUCCCAGUAGCAAGGAACAAAGGACAUAGGCCAAGAUGGAUGCCAUGCUGGAGACCCCCGAGCUCCCGGCCGUGUUUGACGGGGUGAAGCUGGCCGCGGUGGCCGCCGUGCUGUACGUGAUCGUCCGCUGUCUGAACCUGAAGAGCCCCACCGCCCCCCCGGACCUCUACUUCCAGGACUCGGGGCUCUCCCGCUUUCUGCUCAAGUCCUGUCCUCUUCUGACCAAAGAAUACAUUCCGCCCUUGAUCUGGGGGAAAAGUGGACACAUCCAAACAGCCUUGUACGGGAAGAUGGGAAGGGUGAGGUCGCCACACCCGUAUGGGCACCGGAAGUUCAUCACCAUGUCCGACGGGGCCACUUCCACCUUCGACCUCUUCGAGCCCUUGGCUGAGCACUGUGUUGGAGAUGACAUCACCAUGGUCAUCUGCCCCGGAAUCGCCAAUCACAGCGAGAAGCAGUACAUCCGCACCUUCGUGGACUAUGCCCAGAAGAACGGCUACCGCUGCGCCGUGCUCAACCACCUGGGCGCCCUGCCCAACAUCGAGCUCACCUCGCCCCGCAUGUUCACCUACGGCUGCACCUGGGAAUUCGGAGCCAUGGUCAACUACAUCAAGAAGACCUACCCCCUGACCCAGCUGGUCGUCGUGGGCUUCAGCCUGGGCGGCAACAUCGUGUGCAAAUACUUGGGGGAGAGACAGGCGAACCAGGACAAGGUCCUGUGCUGCGUCAGCGUGUGCCAGGGGUACAGCGCGCUGAGGGCCCAGGAGACCUUCAUGCAGUGGGACCAGUGCCGGCGCUUUUACAACUUCCUCAUGGCCGACAAUAUGAAGAAGAUCAUCCUCUCGCACAGACAAGCCCUCUUUGGAGACCAUGUAAAGAAGCCCCAGAGCCUGGAGGACUCGGACUUGAGCCGCCUCUACAUGGCCACGUCCCUGAUGCAGAUCGAUGACAACGUGAUGAGGAAGUUUCAUGGCUACAACUCCCUGAAGGAGUAUUAUGAGGAAGAGAGCUGCAUGCGGUACUUGCACAGGAUUUACGUGCCCCUCAUGCUGGUGAACGCCGCCGAUGACCCCCUGGUACACGAGAGCCUCCUGACCAUUCCGAAGUCUCUCUCAGAGAAGCGGGAGAACGUCAUGUUCGUGCUGCCGAUGCACGGGGGCCACCUGGGCUUCUUCGAGGGCUCCAUGCUGUUCCCCGAGCCCCUGACCUGGAUGGACAAGCUGCUGGUCGAUUCCAAAGUGGGGCCUGAGUCUGGAGAAGGCUCUUCCCGGGUUGUUCUGCCAGCAGAUUUCUGGUCCAGCAGCCUGCCUGCUGUAGCCUGUCGGACGGAGACCGUCUUUCCAAAGCGUGUCUUCUGA
Messenger RNA from Miniopterus natalensis, 1441 nucleotides. Lineage: Eukaryota; Metazoa; Chordata; Mammalia; Chiroptera; Miniopteridae. The record is from RefSeq and is a predicted model, not a curated record.